CUCAGCUGGACCAAUCCCGACCCGGGAGGCGAAACGGACCCCUACCUGGGCCCAGGUGAGCUGCACCGUGCGUCUCUCGGCGGCUCCGCGCCCGGGAUGGAGGGAGCCCGGGCGGCAUCCAGAGGAGACCGAGCCGGAGCCGAGUUGCCAAUGGAGCCCUUGGAAAGCCAGGAGCCGGGGCUGGGGCAGCCGCAGGCCCCCGCGGAGGAGCGACGGCCAGAAAGUCCCGAGAGCAGCCCGGCCGCGGCCGUGCAGGAGGCGACCGGCGCGGGCCAGGACCCCUCGGGCGGGAAGAAGCUGCCCUCGCCUCGCCCCGCGCGCCCGCGGGUGCUGCCCGCCAGCCUGGGCUACGGCGCCUUCCGCCGCCAGUUGUCCGCUGGCCCCGAGCCGCCGUCGCCGAGGCCCGCUGCGGCCGAGCAGCCCCGGGACGGCGAGGCGGCGGGAGCCGAGCUGGUGCCCUGGGCCGCCCCGGGGGAGCCGGCGCCCGGCAACUGGGCGCCCGUGGAGCUGCAGGUGGACGUGCGCGUGAAGCCCGUGGGCGCGGCCGGCGGCAGCUGCACGCCCUCGCCUGCGCCCUCCCGGCGCUUCAUCACGGUCCCGGUGCCCGAGUCCCCCGCCUUCUCCCGCCACGCCGCCCCCGUGUACCCGCUCCUGCCGCGGACCGCGUCCUUGGGCAGCACGUGGAGCCGCGGCUCGCCACUGGCUGCCCCCCGGGCGGAGCACGGCCUCGACGCGGAGGGCCAGAGCAGCCCCACGGAAGGGGACGCGGAGUCCCCGGGCUGCCCCACGUGCCGCCGCCGCCGCCAGGAGCUGGGGAAAGAGGACGCCGCGCUGCUGCAGCGCGCCGAGGCGGACGGCGACCUGAAGCUGCACCCGGCUAUCAAGCUCAUAGGGCUGCCCAUGUACAUGAAGUCCCUGCGCUGGGCCCUGGCGGUCAUGGCCGUGCUCCUGGCCGUGUCCACGGUCGCCAUUGUGGCCCUGGCCUCUAGAACAGGGGCCGUGUGCCGGCCGUGUCCCCAUGGCUGGCUGUGGUCUGGGGAGCACUGUUACUACCUCUCUACUGAAGCUCAAGCCUGGGAGGCCAGCCAGGCUUUCUGCUCCGCCCACCAUGCUACCCUCCCCCUGCUGAGCCACACCCAGGACUUCCUGGGCAGAUACCCUGUCACCAUGUACUCCUGGGUGGGGGCCCGGCGAGGCCCCCAGGGCUGGCACUGGAUCGACGGGGGCCCCCUGCCACCCCAGCUACUCCCAGAGGAAGACAAGGACCAGCCGGGUCUCAAGUGCGCGGGCCUGGAGGGAGGCAAGCUCAUGGCUUUGGACUGCGCCUCUUCAAGACCCUGGGUCUGUGCCCAGGGGACCAACUGACUGGGGUUCUGCCCAUUCCAACCCUGUUGGAGGCAUACAGUCCACCACCCCCCUCCCCGGAGGGGAGGCCUGUUCCCUGGACCCAGGAUCCCGCCGCUCCCUGCUUGGUGCCUGGGGCCCUGCCUGAGCGAAGUGGGGAGCUGGGCCUCUGUUGCAGGAAGAUCGCCUCCGGGGAAGGCUUUCUGUGGCCCAUCUUCGCCUCCAGCUGCUGAAGAGGAUUUGUUCAGAGACCUUGAGAUGGUUUUUUUUUUUUUUGCAUUUCUGAGCCUUGGUCUCUCCCUCAUGAAAAUGGCCAUUACCCAUUCUCUCCUUUACCUGCUUCAUCACAAUGCACCCUUCAGUCCUAGGGGAACAGAAAGGAUUAGUGAUCACAGGUGAGCCCCAUCUGAGUGGACAUGGAGCCAUGAAAUGAGUGUUCCACUGGUUUGUGGCCAGAGGGCUUGUCAGCAGUGACAUCCUUGCUAUAAAUGCCGUUUCCAGGCGAGGGGCACACAGCUGAUGACCCGUGUCAGCAGGUCCACAAGAGUCUGAUAUGCAGCCGGCUUGAGAACUACUAGCUUCAGAAAACAAUGCCACCGCUGCCUUUCCCUCCGGCCUGUAAUCACCCAUCACGGAGGUACAUGCUCACAAGUACGUUUCUGCAUCACCUUCGGAGCAUGUCUUUCCCUUCCUAUGAAACAGAAGCUGGAGAAGUCACACAGCAGGUCCAGUCUGUCUUGAUAGCAGUUGUUACAGACAGCCCUGAAGCAGCUGGAAUAUAGUCGGCAAGGACCCAGGUGAACAGUUCAUCUUGAAUCGUCGCAAGUAUAAUUUGAUUUCCUUUGGUGCCUUGCACAGUAAGGCACUAUUAAUGAUAUAACAGAAUAGAAGGUAUGCCCACAGCAUAGUUCUAGUGACAAUUUACUAAGACAGGUUACAGUUUAAUGAUGGUGGUGGUGAUUGUUUCUUUCACUUUACUAUUAUUUGUUACAAUAAGGGUGUAGCCUUUAUAUUCCACACACACAAAAGAAAACAAGAAGUGCUUAUGAAAAAGUCCCUGCCCCCACCCCCUUUUCAAAAACACCCCGAAUGUAGCAAUUCAAUACAACAGAAAAAUCAAGACUUGUUUGAUUUCAAAUUGUCAAUAAAAAAAGCAAAGUAUGUAAUGCAACAGCUGUUUAACUUUCAACUCUAAAACAAACAAAAAUUCCCAAUAUUUAAAUUUCUCCAGCACACAUUCCAGUAUAAAUGCUCUGAACUGUAAUCAGCUAGUAAUGAAUGGAACAGAACCUUAGAAGUUAUAUUGCUUCCCUACCCCCCUUUCUUUUAUAAUUAGAGGGUCGGAGGUAUUAGGGGAUACAAAAGUCAGAGGAAGAAGAAUUAAAAAGGAAAAUUCCAAAGGCUGCAGUUUGUACUAGAAAGGAAGACAGCAUUUUACAAAUGCUCAAAAAAUCUCAAGACAAGUUACACAAUUCAUUCACUAUCACUCCUACUUGAAAGAAUAAAGACCUCUGCGUCUUUUAUAAAACUGUAUUUUCAGAACUGCAUUACAGGUUCACCAGAAACUAUAGAUGUAGUUUAGGCUUCAUCAGGAAAACAAGUUCAGUUCAGAUCAAGUUAGAUACUGUAUAUCUAGCCUAGCUGGAUCGGUGUCUGGAACUGCUCCCUGUGUCACCCCAAACAGCUGUAAACUAAACAAUAGUAUGUAACUCCAUAGGAAGCUUAAGGAUUGAGGAUAUGUACACAGCUAAUUAUAUCUCCCCUGCUUCGCGCUCUUCAGAGCUCCUCCUGUCUUCUGAUCUGCCAUUAGCGCUCUCAUAGGACCGCUUCUUAUCUUUUCGAUCUCUGUCACGAGGUGAUCUGUCUCUUGAAUUCCUGUCUCUGUCACGUGAUGCUAAGUCUUGGUCUCUGAAUCUUUCUUUUGAGGAUCUGAAAAAUAUUAAUUUAAGGAGCAAAAUGUGUUGGGGAACCCAAAAUCCAAGAGAAAGAAUCGGAUAAAUAUUAAGGUAUGACUGCUGAAGACAUACAGAAUAUAUCCAAGAAAGACAAGAGUCAGUGUUCUGACAGAAAAGAGCACUACCAUAUCUGGUAAGGGUCUAUCUAAAACAAAGACAUGGGUGAAAACAAACAGCUAAGGGUGAAAACCAUAUGCGAAAAUUAUAGGACAUUCUCAUUCUGAGAGGCAAUCAAAAAAGCUUCCCCAAUUCAUAGCAAAUGCAUUUAACAUAAGAAUUAUAGACAAUAACUUAAAAAAGCAAAAGGUAUUAUCUUAUUUUAAAAUAUAUAAUAGAAUGUAGAUCCCACAUAGGAUGGAAAUCAAUGUCUUAAACAGGGGCUCUGUAAACUUUUUUUGCUGUCUGGUCAGAGUAAAUAUUUUAGGUUUUGAGGUCACAUACAGUCUCUGUGGUGUAUUCUUCUUCCUUUUCUUUACCAACCCUUUAACAAUGUAAAAACCAUCCCUAGGUUGCUGCCUAUACAAAAACAGGUUAGGGGGCCAGAUUUGGCCUGCAGGGAACUUAGAUAAGAAAACUACUCAUUUAAUGACAAGGUAACCAUUCAUUAUUUUAAAAAUCUGCUUUACUCCUCCUGAGUUAGCUCAUUCAACCAACAGAAAAAAAAUCAGGAUGGAAGACAGAAAAAUACAAUCACACUAUUAUAAAUCUUGAUUAACCGUGACUCUUUUUCUUUCUUUUUAUAGCAAUGGUGGAAAUUUAUUGAGAAACAAGCACAGACUCCCACGUGAGGAGGGGGAAAGAGUCCCCAACCAUGACUGUUUCUUAAUACCGCCUCUCUAUUCCCACACCCAACUUCAACAAAGUAAAUAAUAACAAAACAAGCUCAUAUCAGAGAUUCAGUCAGUAGAAAAACCAAAGGACAUUACGGGAUCAGAAUUAAUAUAGAAUUUUCUAUACUUUCAACAUUUAGAAUGAAUCAGUACCACAUAUUAUGUUUAUUUCAUUCUUUAUAGGUGAGAUAAUACUUUUACAUAAUUACCUCACUUAACCCAUGUUCAGAAUUUGGAUCUGAGGCCUGAUUAAGUAAUAUUUUCAACAUCUAUGGCAGGAAAAAACUACUACCAUACUCAGUUCUAGAAAUAUAGUUAAAGAGGAUUAAACUAAAAAGGUAGAAAGAUAAAGUAAUGCCAACUUCAAGCAUUCUGCUUAAUAAGAUUUUAAUGAGCUUAAUUUAAAAGUGAUGUGUAAGAAACACCACCACACAGUACACAUCUGGCAACAUUAAUCCUAUCCAUACUUCAUGAGAAUGGAAUAUGGAGAUGAUGAGUAAGAGGUCAGUAAUAAUAACUGAAAAUCAACUAUGAGAUGAGCAUCAACUAAUGCUUUGUGAGAAAUCACAAUGACUAUACACUAGCAGUUUCCAUUCACUAUUUCACUCAAAUUACCAAUAGUCCCAAUGAAGCAGGUAUUCUUACCAUCUAUCUCUACCUAGUAGACGGGAAAAGAAAGGUAGGAUAAUUAAAUUACUUAGCCCAGGCCACCGAACCCAAGUAGUCUGACUCCAGGGUCUGCACUAUAUGUCUGAACAGAGUAGGAAGCAGGAAAAUGAAAAUGGCCCUCAUUUACCAAGAGUAACUGUUGCAAGGGAAAGUUCCCAAACAGAAUAUGCUUAUAUCAGAGACCAGUAUUUCAGCUGGGGCAGGGGAACAACAAAUCAUUAAAGACUCUUAACUGAGAUUUUUACUUUGAAAAUUAAACUCAAAUAUAUAGCAAUAACUUGUAAUAACAUAUAGGUUUUAAUGGCAACUUUCCAAUAAUUUUUGGUAAAAACAAAGACUAUUACUUUGAAAGAAUAAUUUGAAGAUUAGAAGUGCUCUAGAGAAAAACAAAACUUUUACAAAAAUAAUCCUCUUUAGGACAUGCUGAAAAUUUAGUAGAGGUAUCACGUGUAUGGUGGGAAAAUGUCCUAUACAACUUCAUAAAUGCAGGAAGCAUUAGGGACUAGAAUAACACAAUCUCAGAUGAGCAACCCUUCUAUCUCAACCACCAUAAAAGAGGUGACAGACACCAGAAACAAUGAAAGGUGGGCGGGCUCUCCAGAGUAAUUGUCGACCAUCCAUCAACCAGCAGAAUGAUUCCCAAAAUUUACAGUGCAGUUAAAAUUCAUAGAGAAUUUUUUAAAUGCAUUUUUCUGGGCAUGGCACCGUGCCUACCUACAGUUUUAAGAAUUUGAGAUAAGUGGCAAAUCACACUAUCAGAAACUAUCCCUUACAUAAAUUCCCUGCUCAUUCUCUACAUUUUCCUGAUAACACUUUAUAAUAUCUUUUCCUACCUGGUUUUAUCUGUUCAAAUGAUACCCACUUUAUUCAAGUUUUAUCUACUACCUGAGCCAUUUUUUUUAUUGCUCUGGAACGUCCCACAUCUACACUCCUGUAUUAGUUACUCUAUGACAUACAGUUUAGCACUUUAUAAUAUGCUAGGUUUUAUAUCAGUCUGUUGUCCAAGAUGUUAGUCCUGUGUUCUAACUCACUUGAAUAAAGUUGCUCAACUAUGUUA
Molecule: messenger RNA, 5855 nt
Organism: Myotis myotis
Lineage: Eukaryota; Metazoa; Chordata; Mammalia; Chiroptera; Vespertilionidae
Gene: KLRG2
Product: killer cell lectin like receptor G2
Exons: 7
Coding region: 97-1365 (422 amino acids)
Source: RefSeq, a predicted model, not a curated record